Molecule: messenger RNA, 5595 nt
Organism: Procambarus clarkii (red swamp crayfish)
Lineage: Eukaryota; Metazoa; Arthropoda; Malacostraca; Decapoda; Cambaridae
Gene: yki
Product: Transcriptional coactivator yki
Biological process (GO): positive regulation of transcription by RNA polymerase II; hippo signaling
Cellular component (GO): nucleus; cytoplasm
Molecular function (GO): transcription coactivator activity; protein binding
Source: RefSeq, a predicted model, not a curated record
CCUGUUCCUCAGUACACAGGGAGCAGCCAGAGGGAGAGGAGGUGUGUGUUAUGGUGUGUGGUUCGGUGUGAGUGUUGACCUUAAGUAGCCAAGAUGGCCAGCUCGAACAAGGAUGAUUCGCUCCCUAUUGAGCAGCGGGGCAGUCAAAUUGUCCAUGUGCGUGCUGACAGUGACAGCGAGCUGCAGGCCCUGUUCGAGGUGGUGCUGAAGCCCUCGAGCCAGGUGCCCCUGCAGAAGCCCUUCAAGAUGCGCAAUCUACCCGCAUCCUUCUUCACGCCCCCCGCCCACCGUCAGUCCCCCGCCCCCACCGUCACCCAUUCUCGGGAGGGUUCUGCGGACUCCACCUACAUCGGGAAUGGCGUGGGCGCCAUAAGGGUGCCGGGCGCCAUAUCCCCUAACGCCGCCCAUCAGCACUUCCGCCACCACUCGUCGCCAGCUUCGCUGCAGCAGACGUUCGCCGUGGCUCAGCAGCAGCCACAGGUCGCACAUCUGAAGCAGCAGAGUUACGACCUCAACGAUGACAUGGGUAGUCUUCCCCCGGGCUGGGAACAAGCCAGGACUCCACAGGGACAAAUUUACUACCUCAACCACCACACGCAGUCGACGACGUGGGAGGAUCCCCGCAAGACAGUGCUGAAGCAGCGACAACGGCAACAGGCGGCCCAGCCCCACGUGGCCGUCUCCCAGCCCAGUCAGCAGGGACCCCCUCAGCCCCCACCCUCCUCCCAGGCCAGCACUCAGCAGGCCGUGGCGUUGGUCAACGGCAACCUGGCCCCUCUGCCGGAGAGCUGGGAGCAGGCUGUGACUCCUGAGGGGGAAAUCUACUUCAUUAACCACGAAGACAAGUCUACCUCGUGGUUCGACCCCAGACUACUUGGGUUGUCGUCAGGGAGUAGCGACGUGAGCGGGGCUCGCCUCUCCGUCCUUUCCACAAGGAAGCGGUGGCGCAAGAGUGCCCUGGUGGCCUCCUCGCCGCCGCCGCCAGCACCGCCGCCGCCGCCGCCAGCACCGCGUCUGUACACCACCCGACACCUACAAACGGCAGCUCUGUUAAAUGGUGUGCAGCCUCCACAGCACUCUCAGGCAGGAUCACAAUCAGCUGGACAACAACAACAAACCCAGCAACAGGCACCACAGCAAGUGAGCCACCAGCUGCCACCUCUGGCACCCACGGUCAGCUCCUCAACAGCAGCUCUCCAGGCCAGGCAACAGACACUACGGCUUCAGCGCCUCCAGAUGGAACACGAGAGACUGAGGCUGCGGCAGCAGGAGAUCAUUAAGACUGAACAAUCAUUGCGCAUGAGUCUACGGGAGGAAGCGGGACCACAACAGGUACAACAGUCACAACAACAGCAGCAGCAACAGCAGACAGCACAAACAGUAGCCCAGCAGUCCACACAGCAAACCUCACAGCAGCAGCAGCAGCAGCAGCAGCAAGGUAGUGAGCUGGUGCUGACCUCUGCCGGCCUGACUUUAUCCUCGGCCCCGCAGACAGUGACCUCGGUGACUACAUCUGCAGCUGAUCCUUUCAUCGCUACGACAGAUUUUCACUCCAGGCAGGAAUCGGCAGAUAGUGGACUUGGCCUGGGAACCAACUACUCUCUUCCUCACACUCCAGAGGAUUUCCUGGCAUCAAUGGAGGAUGUUGAGAUCACACCAUCUGAUGCCGAGAUGAAAACUUCUCCAGCAAACAACAUCCUUGAGGCACCUGAGCUGGAGUCCAUGGAUUCUGAGGAUCUUGUCCCAUCAAUACAGCUAAAUGAUGACUUGUCUACCGAUUUUAUAAAUGACAUGCUGGAGACAACCAAAAUGGAUAAUCUUCAUACGUGGUUAUAAAGGAAGAGGGGAAGAAAAUUUAAAAUGAGAAAAAAAAAUCUCGUGCUUAUUUAGUGGUGAGAAGACUAAUGCCUGGGGACAAAUAGCAUUACAUGUAGUGUCAAUUUGGUUUCAUUGUUUCCUGGCUAGGUAAAAUAAACCUCUCAAAGGCUUAAGUAGGCAGAAGGCAUUUUCAUUGUCUAUGUGGAUAGACAGAAAAUUAUGCAAUCCUGCUUUAUGCAAAAAAAAAAAAAAGCUUUUGUGAGAGGCAACAAGAAAAUAGGCCAGGAUACAAGUACCCAAAUUUAAUGUUUUAGUACCUCAUAGGUGAGAAUGAAUGUUGUGCAAGAAUUUGUAAUGUUGAAAUACGCAGUCUGAAUAUGCCAGAAACUGUAUGUGAAGUGAACAGUGGUACAAUAAAAUGGCAGCAUUAAUAUAAUGGUGCAACUGUGUAUUUGCGUGAUACAGAAAGUACCAUGAAUUUGGGCUCUCUACGCUGGAUGUAUGGUUUGUUUUCACCUUUGAGGGAAUGUUAGCCACAAAAACCAGGCUGUGGGGGUCAUUUAGAUAGCCUUAAAAUCUGAAAAUAAAAGUGAAUGCUUGAAGCCAUAAUUGAGUGAUAAAGGGGAAGUUUGAGAGAUACUGUGCCCAACACUGAUCUCCUACGGCUUCAACGGUAAUUUAGGCAAAAAUGCCCAAGUUUUGUAUGUGAUGGAUUAGUGCCUACAGACUACCAAGUUAUACUCUUAUUAAGAGAGAGGUUCCCUAUAUUGGAAAUCUCCCAUAUUGUAGGUUAAGUUCUGUUUUGUGAAUACCUUUGUGGUUUUAUCACGUGCAUUUAGGACUAUUAUAUUUUUGGAGGUUUAUCUCAUUGCCUCUAUCCUCUCCAUAUAUCAAGUGAUUAACAAUCAAUCUUACCGUCCAGUUCUGCCUUGAUCAGUAAAAUAUUGCCGGACUUAAUCAUGUUACAGAAUAAUUAUAUUUAUUAAUGAUAGCUAAUUGUCAUGUAAAUAGUAUUUGGUUAUGUUCUUGUUUAAGAAAACUCACUAUCUUAAUAUAAGUACUCAGUAAUAACAAAUAUUUAAAUAAAAGGCAUUAAUUAAUUUUAGAUACAGGCAGCUGUUUUAAUACAGAAAAUGAACUAUCACAAAAAUUAAUGGGAAUCUAUCGAUCCUUUUGGACAAUGCACUCAGUGCUCCUUUUUAUUUGCAAGACAGUGGAGCAAUCUGUUGUUUGCAUUUUAUUUAGUUGACUUGUGUUUUGUUGGCUGUUAUGCUCCUUCCAUCUGUGGCUACCCUAGUUCCUGUUGUGUUAUCAUGUGCAGCAGUUCUUGCAUCUUUUGGCCUCUAUUGCUUCUCUUAGUACAAGUGUAGUUAAUGCUAUACCACACCUUAAAUAAAGGCUGUAUUUUCGUAUUUUUUUUUAUAACUCUACAGUAUUACCGUUAUUGGUAUUUAGUAAUACUAGUAGCUCAUAUAGUUUAUACUUUUCUUUGUAUACUGUACAUAUAAUUCAGUCUAGGAUUCAAGGUCUAACUUUACAGUAACAAAAUUAAUUGGUUGAAUCUUUUUUUAAAAGCCUUGUCUGCAUAUCUAUGUAUGAUCAGUGAUCACAACGUGUAUGUGGGGAGUUUUUAAACACUUAAUUCAGCAUUUCUUGCAUAAACUGACUGUUUUUGCAAAUAUUAAUUUAAUAUCUGAUGGAAUGAUAAAAGUACAUUAUUUAGGUACACUACAGUAAAUUAAUGUAGCAUUACCAAGAUGUAAGUCAAAUUUAAAGUGGCUUAAUUUUGUGCCACUUCUGAUAAAAUGCACUUGAUGUUUUGACUCAUUAAGAAGUUUGAUCAUUACUUUCAUUUAAUAUGAUUAUAUAAUGUGCAGGGAGCUUGUUAUUGUUCUUAUUUAUUAACACAGAUUUUAUCAUUGUUUUAGAGAUUAUUUGUUAAUGUUUCAAAAACUUUCUUACAAAGUAUUUUUGGUGCCUUAGAGGAAAUGAGGUGCCUUGAGUAGUGGCAGUAUAUGUAUGGCAGCUCGAUGAAGCAGGAACUAAGGUGAUAGCCAGUUAUGUUUUCCAGCCUUAGUUAACAACACAAUAAAUGUACUUAAAGCAAUGGCCCUAGUUUCCACUAGGUUUACCAGUCUUAAGUAGAAUUCUUAACAAUUCACCAAUCCCUAUGAUAUGUGACGUGGGUGGUUUCUGUAUCUUUUUGCGCAGGUUUGUCUGCCCUGCGAUUGUGCCAGCAGUAGCUAGUUGGGAUGCUUCUGAUUCCUAACUCUACAUGGGAGUUGGAUAAUAUUUUUAAACAUGACCUAUGUUCUGUAUCCCAUAAGGCACUCUGGUUACGUCAUCAGUAUUUCAAAUCCCCACAUUCAUCCGCAGUCUGCUCAAGUGAUUUACGGACGUCCCAAGUGCCUUUGUCUGCAGCUGUUUAGUGGCCAUUCAGCUCCUCCCUGGGUCAUUAUACUGGUCAAAAGUUGUGACCCAGGUCGUUAAGAGGUCACUUUGGCAGCUCCCAAGCUACAAGUAAAUUUGUGGCAAUAGGUUAAGUUUCAUGUUAAUUAUUAAGACUGAACAAAUACCAAGCGUUGACCACACACUUGCUGUUUGUUCUGGUAUUAUUAUCAUUAUCAUCAUAUUAUUACUAUUAUUGCUCCAGUAGACAUGAAUUUUAUUUUAUCAGGAAAUGUACAUGUUCAUUUUUUUUAUGUUCAUAGUAUGGUGUCUUUUGUGAUAUACAUCUAGCAUGCAAUGUUGUUUUUAGUUUGUCUUAUAGUGGCCAUAUUUGUUAGUUUUACAAUGAAUAGUUAGAAACUCAGCAGCAAGGCUCUUGUUUUUCAAUCUUUUUUUAAUGUGGUGAAGGGUUCCUAGUAUAGAUUAAAAGAAAAAAUAUCACAGCUACCAAUAUUAUAUUCAUAUCAAACUUUCUUAGAAAAAUAAUCCAAUGAUAAAGUUUUAUACUAAUAGAUUUAAGAUUAUGACCUGAGAGUUGGCUUGCAUUUUCUUAAGCCAUUUCAGGUUGUGUCCUUCCCAAUCUUUCUGCACAAGUUUAUGAAAGUUAGUUUCCCUAUAUACCUCAAGAAAGCAAUGUAUUAAGUAUUAAAUUUAAAAUUGUGUACCAUUAACUGACCGUGUUAAACUUGAUACAUUGUUUCAAGCUGAGGACUUGUCUUUCCAUGAUCCUAGAGUUACUGAUUUCAUAAACUGAUACUUAUCAAUGUUGCCUUGCUUUAUAAGGUCCUGUCCCAGUCCUAACAAUAAUUUUUCACUGUACAGUAUAUGUGGGACUGUAAUGGGAAAUAACCAAUGUAAUUGGGUAGGUAGCAGGCCAUGCCAGUUAAAGUAUGAAAGAUUUUGUGAACAUUUCUAGCCAAUUGCCUUCUCUUGUUCUGUCUAAUCAGCACAUCGCCAUAUACGUCCAACUAUUUGCUAGGAGUUGUUUACUUAAUCUUCAUACCAUGACUGUAAUCUUGCCCAACCCUGAUCUAUGGUAUUAGCUUAUGGCUCACAAAUCAUGGUGAGAUUUAAAAUGACAAAAAUAGGAAAAUUGAUUUGAAAAUGACAAUCGAAGUUCUAUAAGAAAGUGUGGCUUGGUUAUGAUCAACUUGUGAAGUCUCCUCACUUGGCAUAAAACCACUGCUGCAAGAAGAUAUUUUCCUCUUUUUGACAUGUAUAUAAAUGCCACCCAAGUGCUUACGAUGCAGGGGGGGUGACGUAGCAUCCGCUCCCCCAUGAAAUUAAGUGUAUGCUGAAGCAAUGUAAAUAAAUUUUAUCUUCAAAUGA